Sinocyclocheilus anshuiensis is the source of this 580-nucleotide messenger RNA. RefSeq names its product cytosolic phospholipase A2 gamma-like. Bases 65 to 580 code for a protein of 171 amino acids. Lineage: Eukaryota; Metazoa; Chordata; Actinopteri; Cypriniformes; Cyprinidae. Gene Ontology annotation, molecular function: calcium ion binding; calcium-dependent phospholipid binding. Gene Ontology annotation, biological process: glycerophospholipid catabolic process. The transcript is spliced from 5 exons. The record is from RefSeq and is a predicted model, not a curated record. Gene Ontology annotation, cellular component: nucleoplasm; nuclear envelope; cytosol.
UUUGAGAGACAAGCUGCUGUUGUUAUCGCUGAAACACAGUAUUUUCCAAGACUACACAAAAACGAUGAGUGCAUCCAAACUUCAGGAAAGCAGCGAGGUGAGAAUCGCACACUCUCUACAUACGAAUGAGGAGGAGUUUGUAGCCAGAAGGAGAGAAACUGUUUUUCAAAGCCUACAGAAACUCAAGAUACACUGCAGUAAGAGUGAAAUGCCAAACAUUGCAUUACUGGGUUCUGGAGGAGGACAAAGAGCCAUGGUGGGUUUGCUGGGAUCUCUGGUUCAGCUUGAUAAAGCGGGUCUUCUGGACUGCAUCCUUUAUCUGAGCGGAGUCUCUGGAUCCACCUGGUGCAUGGCCUCUUUAUACCAAGAACCAGACUGGUCCACCAAACUAGAGACCGUGAAGGACCAAAUCAUCAAGAGACUCAGCGGACCAGGAGUCAGAUGGGGAGACGCAUUUGCCAAACUUAAGAAAUAUUACUAUGAGAAAGAUAUCUUCAGCUUGACAGAUGUCUGGGCAGUGAUGGCUGUCACAGAAUAUGUGAAAGAGGUCUGUAACUAUUCAUACCACAACCCUGCAUGA